This is a messenger RNA of Falco peregrinus (peregrine falcon), 3887 nucleotides long. It is a transcript of the gene GPR141, whose product is annotated as G protein-coupled receptor 141. The coding region runs from base 643 to 1587 and encodes 314 amino acids. The transcript is spliced from 5 exons. Gene Ontology annotation, biological process: G protein-coupled receptor signaling pathway. Gene Ontology annotation, molecular function: G protein-coupled receptor activity; oxysterol binding. NCBI's taxonomy places the organism in Eukaryota, Metazoa, Chordata, Aves, Falconiformes, Falconidae. Gene Ontology annotation, cellular component: membrane. The record is from RefSeq and is a predicted model, not a curated record.
UGAUAAAAACUGGUCUAAUCACGUGAUUCAGCUGGGUGGUUUGUGGGCAGUGGGCAAUAUUUCAGGAAGCAGGCAGAGCUGGGUUGCAGUUGCAGUUCCUCAGCAGCAUUUCUGUAUGAAAUCGCGGCGUUGUACGGAGCAAGGCAAGCCUCCUACUAUGCUGCUGGAGAGCCCGUGGAGCUUUCCUUCGUUAGCCAGGAAGAGCAGCUGAGUGUCUUUCUCAGUGAUCAUGGAAAAGAAAAGUAUGAAUCGAGUAAUACAGAUAAAUCAGAGAAGAUAGAGCUGUGGCUGGAGGACAGAGAAAAGUGAUCAGAAGGGCUUGCAUAAAACCAAGAGCCAAGUAAACAACCUUUGAGGAGGGGAAAGAAAUUCUAAUCUUGAAAGCAUAACAACUUGGAGAAACUGAUGGACAUCUAGCUAAUGCCUUCUGGCUUGCAUGGUGAUGAGGCUGAAACGCAACAUCUCAGAAAUGAGAACAGAACUGGAAGGAACUUGCAUGGUUUCUGAUGCAAGAGCUGCAGUGUGUCAAUCUGAAGUGCCUUUGAGAAAAAGCUCUUUCAUUGCAACCUGCGUUACUUCUCAUAAUGCAGUGGAAUUAGUUGUCCACGUAACUCUUAAAUACAGCUUCAAACAGGAAAGAACAUGUACAAGGAAGAUUUCAGGGACAUGAUUGCAGAGAACAGGAACAGCAGUGACUCCUCUUCUGCCUUCACUCACACCAACACCACAAGUGCCAUACUGAUCACUGCCUACUCAGUUGCCUUUGCUGGAGGUGGAAUUGGGUCCAUCACAAUGUCAUUCGUGCUGGUCAAGAUGAACACUCUGUCUGUGACCACUACAGCCAUCAUUAACCUGGUCGUCGUGCACAGCCUCCUCCUCUUCACCGUGCCCUUCCGUCUGCACUACUAUGUCAACAAGAAGUGGGUAUUCAAGAUGCCACUGUGUAAAAUGGUGAGUGCCAUGGUGCACAUCCACAUGUACCUGACCUUCCUAUUCUACGUGAUCACACUGGUGAUCCGGUGGCUCAUCUUCUUUCAAUGGAAGGACAAAGUGGAGUUCUAUAGGAAGCUGCAUGCCAUCGCGGCGAGUGCUGCCGUGUGGGUCCUUGUCCUGGUGUUUGUGGUGCCGGUGCUGUGCUUUGAGUACGGGCGCUCAGGCUCAUACAAUGAUACAACAUGCUUUAAGUUCCACAAAGAACUACAGCAGGACAGUGUGAAAGCCUUGAACUACACCAUAAUUGUAGCUGUCGCCUGCAUUACUUGUGUCCUCUUGGGCCUGCAGAUUUUCAUCCUAGUAAAAGUGGCGAGAAAACUUUCCACCACCCUCUGGUCACAUCAGGAGUUCUGGGCCCAGGUGAAAAACUUGAUUUUCAUCUGUGUCAUCAUCAUUUGCUUCCUUCCCUAUCACCUCUUUAGGGCCUACUACAUACAGCACGUGAGCGAUUUUGACCAGUUAGAAAGCUACAAUGAGGUUUUUUUGAGCCUGACUGCCCUCAGCUGCCUGGACCUGCUGUCGUUUGUGCUGAGUGGGAGCCGCCUCUUCAAGCAAAAGGUGGGCAUGCUGGGCAGCAAGUUUUCUUGCUGCUAGCAUCAACCUCCGGCAGCAUGCACGGACCUGGACCUGGGAGGACUUGAUGCUGGGCAGGCAUGGCAAACCCUCUCCUCAGCCGGCCGGGGCAGGCUCUGGAAAGAGUGGGGCUCUGCACACCUGCUCUCUGAAAUAACAGGGCAAAUCGCCUCCAGUGUCACACCUGGUCAGCUGGAAGGUUACCUCUGGCAUGUCCUCACGGUGCUACCUAGUGAGUUGUGGAUGCACCUGGAGGAAAGGGAGGAAAGGGCAUGGGCUCUUCUGCCUUACUGUUUUUACAUCAAGGUUUGUUAAGUCAAAGGCACUAUGGGAGGAGACUCAAGGGAAUUUGCAAAGUAUGUAGGAACACAAAUAGAAAAGCAGUUUUUUAUGCAAUAAGGCACAUAUUUUUGAGAUGUAAAGAUCUAAAUAAUUUUCCACAUACAUUUCUUAUCCCCCACAAGCUCUCAUAAAGUAUCAGGAAAGCUACUCUUCCUCCUCAGUUGGUCUGUUCCUUCACUGUAAAGACAAGCAUAAACUUCUAAGUGAACUGAAUAAUUAAACCAACUCUUUAAAAACAAACCAGCAAUAAAUGGUUAUUUCUUAACAAAUUUUCUCACAAUCACCUUUUGGAGAUAGUAUCACUAUGGCAGAAAAGAGUUUUGUUCUCUUCCACAUUUUGGAAAUGUCUCCAACAACAAAGAUUACACAUUGUUACUGAAAAGAAUGUUGUAAGUUUAAACAAAAAAGCUGUAUUUUUACUUACAGAAUUGUUCAAUUUAAAAAAGAUAUUUAACAGUGAAGAUUAUUUUAUUUAGAUCAUUCAGACAGCAGUUGUCUUCUCUUAAAACCUCAAGUAUUUUUGGUAUCCAAGGUAACAAUGCUUUUUUUAAUCUUAUGUUGAUUUUCUGCAAUUCUGAAAUUUAUGACUAAUUACAGUAUCUUUAGCUUGAAUUCAAUUCUGUAAAUUUAGUACCAUGUACUGGUAGGAGAAGUUAAAGUGUUGUUGCUUGGAUUGGAGGGAUGAAAAAAGCUAAUAAACCUGGCAUAGCUAAAAAGCUUAUUAUGUCUCAGUGAGGCAUUGUCAGUUGCUGUCUCUGAAGACAGAAUUGAAUUCCAUUAGAAAAAGAGGAAGAAAAUCAGCAAAAUGAUUCUGUGAAAGACAUUCAGGCUUUCAUAGCUCAGUUGCUUUACACUUAUCCCUUGUGCUCCCCCCCCCCAAAAAAAAAAAAAAAGUGUGUGAAUCUCUGACUGCUAUAACCCAAGACAGCAAUCACUGAUAUAUCUUUCUCCUUCUUGUCAUCUGCAUAAGGUUUUUCAUCUAGAGUCAGUGGGACAAUAUUAUAACCAUUUGACAAAUUAGAGGUUAUCAGCUGAUUGAUUUCCAGUGACAGUCUAUGCUCAUGAUGCUGUUGAAGUCCACCUUUUCAUACUUUUGAAUCUUUCCAUACAUUUCUACUUUGCCUUCAACAUCUCUUGCACAUCGGACAGCAAUCAAAUAACAAUUGGUUGAGCUUGCUGUGCCUGUACAAUCUUAGUGCUAUGCUCGUUGCUUUAGGUCCCAUCAAUAUGGUUAUUUUAUAGGAUCCCAUCUCUUCUAUAGCCUUCCUUCCCUGUCUUCCUUCUUGCUUCAAGCUCCUCUAUAUCUCUCGGGAGGUCUGAUCAGGAGAAAUUAUUUUCAGGUCAGAGUCUGAGUAAUGCUAUAUGACACCCAAAGUUGGAAAUUACUGCAGUUCAUAACACAAGUGAGAUGUGAGUGCUCACGUGGCCCACCCUUGGCAGACAGCCUGGAUCACAACAUCUGUGAAGACAGAAACGUGAGAGCUUGCAGUGUGUGUGUAUCUGAGAAAAAACUCUCUGAGAAGGUGUUCGCCCCAAAAGGAUCACUGUAAAGAGGAAGAUGACUACCAGCCAGAUUCAACAGUAGUUGGGGAACUACGUAGACUUCCAUAACAUGGAAGGGGUCAGCUCAAAGGAGUAGUUCACUCCUGGUUAAUUAUGUGUCAUUAAGAGAGCAAUAAACUUCUCUGAUCCAGAUUUGUUUUAAAACUACACAAAGAACUCAGGUUUUCCCUGUGGCAGGAGAGAAGAUGGAAAAUGGCACAACGUUUUCCUUCCUCCUAUAGCAACAUCGUUGGUAGAAGAAAAUAUCUUGCAUGUGUUCUGUGGGCACUGCAUACCUUUGUAACACUAUAUUAUAACCCUUCUGCCAUAUGACUAUGUGCUGAAGUCCUUCCUGCGAAACACAUAUGAAUGAAAAGCAAUUUGUAUCUGAAUUCAGCAAGACUUGGAGAAAAUAAAACAUAUGUUUACAAACAAUA